Condylura cristata (star-nosed mole) is the source of this 3275-nucleotide messenger RNA. It is a transcript of the gene TMEM229A, whose product is annotated as transmembrane protein 229A. NCBI's taxonomy places the organism in Eukaryota, Metazoa, Chordata, Mammalia, Eulipotyphla, Talpidae. The transcript is spliced from 2 exons. The coding region runs from base 1 to 1191 and encodes 396 amino acids. The record is from RefSeq and is a predicted model, not a curated record.
AUGCAGGGAAUGCCCAUCCGCUCGCGGGCACACCUGUUAGGUGUUGCCCCACUCCGUGCCUCCGCCCCGCAAACGCCUUCUGCAGCGCGCGGCCGGGGGUGCGGAUCCAGGAAGGACGCGGAGAGGCAGGGCCGGGCCUUCUCCAGCGAAGCCCCGCGGGACUCCGCGUGGCGGGCUGAGCCGGGAAGGGGGGCUGCAAAGCCGCUGUCCACUGCUGACGCGCCGGCCGGGGGCGCCGAGCUGCCCGCCUGGAUGCGCCUCUAUUUCUACGGGAUGCACGGGAUCACCCUGGACGUGCUCUUGUCCUCGGCGCGGCGCUUCGCUAGCAGCCCCGACCUCCGGAUGCUGGGCUUCUCCUCUCCCUACCGCUGCCUCCUGCACUCGCUCACCCACUUCGCCCUGGAGAAGGUCUACCUGCACCAGCGGAGCUGCCCCAGCGCCUUCCUCUUCAAUUUCCUCCUCUACCCCUCGGCCCACGUGGGGCUGCAGACCCUGGUGAGCCAGGCGCUGCUGUUGAGCGUGGCCGGCCGGCCGGGCGACACGGCGGCGCCGGGGGCUCUGGACCUGGUGCUGCAGUACUUGCUGGCGCUCUACCACUGCCAAGUGUUCCUCAAGCGCUUCGUGUGCUUGCGGUACCGGCAGCCGCAGCCGCUGGACGCGCCUCCAGCCCCUCCGGGGGCGGGGACCCCAGCGAUGGUCAGUGGCCAAACAGGAAGACCCCCUGGCACUAGGCGCGCCAGGGGCGCCCCCAACCACGGACUGCCGGACCUGCUCCGCUUUGUUUUCUUUGGAAUGCACGGCUUUUUGGAUGAGAUCUUCUUCACCUUCUUCUUUAACGUGCUGGGGCAGGGAGACGGAGCAACCAGCGGCCACACGUCCCUGUGGUCCUUCCUUAUGUACGGCAGCUGCAGUUUCGUUGUAGAAAAGCUCUACUUCCACCUCCACUACAGUCGCGGCUGGGGCACCUGGAAGCGGGUGCCCAUCUACGUGGUCUUCAUCUACACUUGGGAGUUGUCCUGGGGGCUCGGACUCCGAGCCUGUGGCGCCUGCUCCUGGGAUUAUUCCCACUACCCGCUCAAUUUCAUGGGCCUCAUCACGCUGAUGUACCUACCGGGUUGGAUAUUCCUUAGCUUGUACCAGGACCUACUUUCCAACGCUUUGUGGCGGGUUCAGUACGUACCAACUAACUAACCACCACCCCACCCCACCCCACCCCCAAAAAAAGAAAGAGAAAAGUCACUGGAUUUCCACGAAUGAUUGCAGUUUAUUUUUACACGUUUUAAAUGGAGUGGGGUUUUUUAGGCUUUUACUUUUUAUACGUUUUACUAAACUCUUCCAAAAUGUUUUAUUCGACAUUUAAGUUUCUCUAUUUGGAACCUAUGCAUAAUACUUUGAAGUGUAACACGAAACGUAAUUCAAAGUAUUUAACUCAUCUGUUUAGAAACCCUUACUAGUCCAACCGCCAAAACCAUUAUACCUUAACAUCUAACAUCGGAAAACUGUAGUAUUCACUUGUUUGGGUGUAGUAUGGUAACUGUUCAUCUUUCCCUGUCCUUUUUGCUUUAAUGCGGAAGUUCUUAAAAAUCAGACAUCAGUGGAUUGUUUUGUUUUUUACAGAAUUUGGCAAUUUUUUCUUAUUUAAUGAUUUACUUUCCUUUUAAUUCAAUUACAUUUAAAUUCUUUGUCAUAUUUAUGAAUGACUGCUAAAACUCUGUGCUCCUGAAUCUACAGUUAAUAGCUCUUAAAGUGCCUCCAUUUAGCACACAUGUGAACACAUAUCCUAUGAAUUAAUUUUUAAGUAAGAAAAUUUUUUUAGCAACUCAGACAGGUGACACUGUGUUAAGAUAGUUGAUCUCCUGGAAAUGGUUGCUUUCCAAUAUAGGUUAGCCUUAAAUGCCAAAUGUGUUAACAUUGAUCAGAUCCUGUGAUAUAUAUGGCUGUAAAUUAUUGUUACUGUGCAAUAAUGUAAAAUGUUUAACAUAUAUGUCCAGGGCCAAGCAAAAUUAGACCCCCUCCCCCCCCAAUAGUCUUCUAAUCCUAUGGACCCUGUAGACACGAAGCUUCAAGAUUAGAGACUAUUCUUUGGAAUAAAAUGAACCUGAAUGUUCACCUAAUUGUAUUAGGCCUAAUCGUCUUCUGUGAAUAUAGAUAAGUGUUUUCAUCUUAUUUCUACCAUAGGCCUCGCUUGUAAACAUUUUUCUUUCAUGAUUUUAAGAAAUCAUGCCUAGUCAAUUCUUAAUGUACACUAAGAUUGUAACUGUUUUUAUUGUAGUUGGACAAGACAAGUAUUAUUGAGUGUCUCAGCCAAGGAUGACUAAUAACCUUCUCAGUUUUCAUUACAAAUAUAAUUAGGAAAACUUACAAUGUGUACAAAUGAAUAGCCUUCCUAUUCAAAUUAUUAGUGUGAAAAGGGACCUCUGUUUUCAAAAAGUAUUUAUGAUGGCAGCAAAACUGAAUAUGUAUUUAAAUUUAAGUCAGACAUAUUUCAAAGAAUAAUUGUAUUUGAAUCCACUAUCUGAGGUUAUGAACUAAAUUAUAACUCCUCAUCAAUCUCAGCUGUGACAUAGAGCAUGUCAAGCUGAUUAUUUUAGGCAAAGCUGAAUAGAGUCUUAAAAGUAAGCUAAAUAUUUAAUUUUACUUAAGAAAAGUGGUACUUUAUAUACUUGGUCAUAGGUGAAAGGUUUGUGAAAACCCUAAAGUGAAAAAAAAUAUGUGAGAAUGGACACUAAAGGCAAGCCGGUGCUGAGUAAAAUAACUGCAAUUUAAUUGUGCUUAUGUCUAUGAACCUGAAGGGUGCAGCACCCCUCCAAUCCACACAUUCCUGGGAGCACUCAGCCCACUCAACCCGGGAAACCUCUGAUAGGCUUCCUCAAUGCACAUGUUUGCACUUGUGCCCUUCACUAAUUGUUCUUCCUCCCUGCUAACCAACUUAGCAGCUCUCUUAGGCCAGAAAUCUAUCAGGAAAUAGGAAAGUCUGCAAUUAUUUGUUUUGUUUUUACUGUUAAUCCUGUUUAAAGGAAAGGUCAAGGUUGCCUUUAUUCAAGCAAUAGUUAUUGAGCACCCAGUAUCUGUCAGGUGUUUGCUGUGGACACUGCAGAAAGGGCACUGACCCCACACACUGACCCCACUCAGUUCUUAUACAGUUCACUCUCAUCCUCUAUUGUUUUGAUUUGCAUGUGGUUUUGCUUAUUUGCAAAGCUGAAAGAGUUUGUUAGGUGGCCUUUCAUCAGGUUGGUCCCUGGCAUAUUGAUUUAUUACCAUUAAAAAAAAAAAAA